GAUAUCCUGGUUUGAUGAUGCUAAAAUUCGGCAUCACCUUGGUGGCUGUCCUCCUGAUUGCUAUAAUAGCAAUGAGACUUUGCUCUUUCCUGAUUUCCAACAGAAAGUUGUGCCAUGUUCCCCGGAGGAAGGAACUGCAUUCAUUACUGCUACAGAUGAGCUUUUAGAAAGGUUCCAAGAGGCAAUUAGAAUACAAACCAUAUCCUACAGUGUUCAUGAAACCAACACAACUGCUCUGGAGAAAAUGCUUGAACACAUUGUCAAAAGCUAUCCCACAAUACACUCAUCGCCCUUGGUAACAUUAGAGAGAUUCAACUUUAGCAGUUUGUACAUCAUCAAAGGAUCAGACCAAUCUCUCAGACCUGUCCUGCUGACAGGUCACAUUGAUGUUGUGCCUGCUGUGUUUGAAAAGUGGUCUUUUCAUCCAUUUUCUGGAACAGUCGAUGAUGGAUUGAUCUAUGGAAGAGGCACCAUAGAUAACAAGAAUUCUGUCUUUGGAAUAUUGGAAGCAUUGGAGCACCUUCUAAGUACUGGUAAGCAACCAAAAAGAGACCUCUACAUAGCCUUUGGACAUGAUGAAGAAGUGAUGGGACUGUAUGGAGCUAAAGUUAUAGCUGCUGAAUUGAAGAAAAGGGGUGUUCGAUUUGCAUUUAUGAUGGAUGAAGGAUGCCCAGUGCUGAAAAAUGGUUUCUUUCCUGGAGUCAGUGGCCCAGUGGGUUUAAUUUGUAUCGCUGAAAAAGGGUUUGCCACAAUACAAUUAUCGCUAGAGCAUCCUGGAGGACAUGCCUCAUCCCCUCCUCCAAAUGGGGGAGCAAUAACAAUGCUCAGUAAUGCAAUUGUUGCACUGCACAACAACCCCAUGCCCAAUCUAUUUGGUCGAGGCAUUGAAGUGCCAAUGUUUGAGCAUGCAGCUGUAUCACAGUCGCCAUUCUUCAGGAUGCUGAGUAGUAACUUGUGGUUCUUUUCUCCCCUUCUAUCUUUUGCUAUGUCGUUAAAGGAUAGUACCAGAGCACAGAUAACUACUACUUUUGCUUUCACCAAAAUCAGCGGUGGAGUGAAAGAUAAUGUUCUUCCUAACUCAGUCAGUGUCACGUUGAAUACAAGACUUCUUCCAGGUCACACUUUGGAUGAUGUACUUGCCCACAUUAAAAAGGUUGUUAAUGAUCCCCAAAUAAAGGUUGAUGUCAUUUACUCAAACGAGGCAUCUGAAAUAUCUUCUACUGAAAGCGAAGGUUACAAUGUUAUACAUCACACUGUUAAACAGAUUCAUCCAGAUGCAGUUGUUAUCCCAGGUUUGCUGAUUGGAGGAACUGACACCAAAUGGUACGGGGAGCUUUGUGAUGAUGUUUAUAGAUUUGUCCCCUCUUUUUUGGGAACUGAGGACUUGAAACGUUUUCAUGGACAUGAUGAAUUGAUCACAGUCAAGAACUUUGAGCAAACUGUUAAUUUCUUCCACCAUCUUCUUACAAAUUUUGAUAAGUCAUUUGAAGUAGAACUUCAUGAUGAGCUUUAGAGCUACAAAUUAUGGGUGAUGAAUUAAAGCAUUAGAUAAUAUGCAUUACACUGGGCUAAUACCAUCUAAUUGAAAGUUUUAAAAACCUUUUGCAGUAAAACAGAUCUGCUUGAAUAAUGAUAGAAACGAUUUUUAUGAUUUUCAGAUUGAUUUUGUGUUAUUCUAUUCUAUUUUUAUGUUUUUUGUAAAA
This is a messenger RNA of Bolinopsis microptera, 1703 nucleotides long. RefSeq names its product N-fatty-acyl-amino acid synthase/hydrolase PM20D1.2-like. NCBI's taxonomy places the organism in Eukaryota, Metazoa, Ctenophora, Tentaculata, Lobata, Bolinopsidae. Gene Ontology annotation, molecular function: hydrolase activity, acting on carbon-nitrogen (but not peptide) bonds, in linear amides. The record is from RefSeq and is a predicted model, not a curated record. Gene Ontology annotation, biological process: amino acid metabolic process. The transcript has a single exon. Bases 245 to 1513 code for a protein of 422 amino acids.